UGCAUGUUCACCACAUGAAAAUAGAAACGAGCUACGGUCGCUGCGCAGCGGAGAGGAAAGUGAUGUCUUUUUAUUAUUUUCACAAUGAGCAGACAGCGGGAUGUAGCCUAUUCUCCACACACCGACAUUUAAAGUAACCGUAAUCUUUGCUGGCUCACAUCCACAGCUUGGUUUAUUGGUCCAGAGCUGCAGAGUGUCAGCUUCUGACGCAGCCGGAGCACCUCCGCUAGGGGUGCACUGACGCCUGACGGCUCUAUCUAUCUCAACACGACCACUUCAGCUCCGCAGUGCAGGAUCUGCUGCGUUUUAUGGAAGCAGAGUCUGUGCAACCUGUCGUGGUCAUGCUGCCCCCGAAGAACUGCCUGCCAAGGAACUACAGCUGCAUAGCCGGACUGUUCGGAAGCCUGGCAGAGGCAAACCCGCGGCUGGAAGAUGGGGAAGAUUUUGACAAGAUGAACGGUACGUGUGAGCCCAUCGAGAGCCCCGUGGUGGACGAGAGACCGCGGGGCAGAGAGAUCUCCCUGAAGCCUCCACAGAGUCCAAAUCUGCGCCGGAGGUGCAAGUCGCUGCCCACACCCACAGAGAGAGCAAAGUUAGAGAUCUCCCGCAGCAGGAGUCCAUCCAGUCAGAAAAAGGUCCGGUUCGCAGACUCCCUGGGUCUGGAGCUCACUUCAGUGAAGCACUUCGAUGAUACAGAUGUGCCAGAGGUGCCAGAGCGCAUAUUGGCAAAACUACCCAAAGGACCCCUCCACCUUAAUCAUUUGGAAACCAAAUUCCCCCGGGGCCCUUCGCAGUCUGUGUUCAUGGAGUUGCAGUUCACCAACCCAGGCACACUCCCCGGCUUCGAGCAGAGAGUGAGGGAGGUGAAAGUCAUGUUGGACAGCGUUGAAGCAGACGAAUUCAGCCUCUCCGGGUUUGUGCGCGUGUUGAAUCUGGCUUUCGAAAAGAGCGUCUCUUUGCGGUACUCUCUAAAUAACUGGAUAACAUUCAUGGACAGUUUGGCGUACUAUGUUCCCAGCUCAAGCGACGGUGUCACUGAUAAGUUCCGUUUCAAGAUCGUCAUGCCCACUUACCUCGACAACGGAGGCACAUUGCAGUUUGCUAUUAAAUACUGUGUCGGCGGGCAAGAGUACUGGGACAAUAAUAAUGGGAAUAACUACAAAGUGCGACGUCACCGGUUGAAGAUGUCCCCACCGCGGGAAUGGGAGAAUGGAUGGAUUCACUUUAUCUGAGCGUUGGCGUCAUUUGCGCGUAACUGAUCCCCUGGUACCUUAAUUAUGACUGUAGCCUGUUAAAGAUGCUUUUUUCUGCCAUUGUCAGCUACACACAUGCUGUGACACCGAAUACAAUUUCCCACAAUAAUUCAAAUAUUUGCCCGACUGUGGUAACAUAUUUAGUUUUGACGUCUAUACUGAAUACGCCUUUGGUAGGUUUCCAGUGUGAGAUGCAGUUAAAUAAUUUGCCUUGAUGUCAGGGCUCUGUGCAGCUUGGUGCCCUUUGGGAGGGCAUGUUCAAGAUACGUAACGCAGGAACACGUGCCGCCGAAAACGUGCCGGGCAAUGCCAACUUCAGGCAUCACUGUUCCUUUCAGGAGAUACUGUACAUUUAUAUGGUGGCAAGGAGAUGUUUGAAUUAUCAGUUUGUUUUGCAUGUGUGCAAAUGUAUUGGCUUAAUGGGAAGAAGAAAGCACCGCGGCUGAUAUGGAUGCCAAGCGAACCUAGUUGCGUACUCCACUCCUCCUGCAGGCUGAGGGAAACACAGGCCUUAAAUUGUCAGACAUAAACAUGCGACAGGUUAUAUUUCAUUCAGAAAAUUCAAUAUAUAAUUGCCCACAGGCAUGCCAUUGAAAAAUGCCUUAUUUUACGCCAUGAUGUGGGAAGUUGUGCAUUGAAUGUUGAAUGUGUAGUUUCCUCAUUAGGGUUGAAUAGACUAGAUGCAUUAGAUGGUUUACAUCUUUAAGUUAGUGUCCAUAUAGCUGUAGGCUUCCAAUCCAGGGACAUACUUAGUCAAAAUCUGUCUUUUAGCCACAUAUUUGCACCUAUACAACCCCUGUUGUAUAUUUUCUGCAGUAUUAAUUUAAAAUGAUUACGUAUUUUGUCAAAUUCAGUAAUCAAGGAGGCCUGAGCAAAGUCCAAAGAUGAUGAACUCAGAAACGUUAGAAAAAAACAUCCCCGAAUUAUAACUGCAUCAUGCAUGUUCAAAUCAAGGAUGUGUUUAUAAACAAUGGCCUUCAGCACCCUCAUACUGUGCUGUGAUAGGAAGGUUUUUUUCUGAAUGAACCCCUUGAACGUGAUUGUUGUCCCCCUUAGAAAAAUAAAUAGUAGUUAAAUAGUAGCUGUGCAAAUUUACCUCAGAUUACUUGUGUACCUUUUCUCCUCUUCUUCAGGUUGAUUGUUGUAAAACAGAUGUUAUUUUCACAGUAAUUGUUUUCUAACAGAUACAUUCAAACAGAAAAGUAUUAUUGUACAUUUGCAGAUUUAAAACGCUUUUAGUGCUUAUAGUGCUUAUUCAUUUGUAAUGUUCUUGAUUGCACUGUGUAACUCUGUUUUUCACAGAGCAGUGUUGUCUAUAAACAAAGUAGCUAUUACACGGACGACUGUGUUUAACCAGCUUCUAUCCUCAGUCACCACUAUGCACUAAUAGUGUUGCUCCUUACACCCCACAUGAACCUCAGGCUUCACCCUAUGGCUUCACCUCACUGGCUGACACUUCCAUCCUUGUGGCAAACUGUUCUCUGAUUACUUCAUUUCCAUACCAUAAGCCUCAAUUGAUGUUAUGCGGCCAGUCUGCCCUCUCCAGAUAACAGCUAAUGUCACAUCCAUACGUUUCUUAUGAAUUCACUGGCGAGUAGUGCUCCUGAUCAUAUGUGAUCAUGUACUCUGUCUUUAUGUCAAACAGGCUUGCAUGUCGUAGGCAAAUGAGCUUACUUGGACACAAGUAUUCAUCAUGCUUUUUUUAGUUGUACAAUAUUUUUAGUGUUUGUGGGCAAGUAUGAAAUUGAGACUCCAGUACAGUAGAGAAACAACAGACAGGGUGCUUUUAAUUCCAGAGCUUUAACUGUAAUCUGAACAUCACUUUGUCCUUUGUUUACAUCAUCGUGGCCUCAGAGGGAAGCUCUCCAUUUAAUGAGGCCAUCGGGUUGGGAUGUGGAUAAAGACUAUUCCUGCAACCAUUUAGGUUUUGGAGCAGUUCCACUGUGAAUCCAUCAGUGAUGUUUGUCUCUAGAUCUGACAUGGUUUAUGUUGGAAUUUAAAAGCUAUACCUGCUGCUGUUAGAAUAACUUUGAUGAAGUGAGAGCUGGCCAGCACUGAGUUGUUGUUUUAACUACAUUUAGCUUUAUCAUGUACAGAGCUGCAUUUCUUGCACCUGUUUAUUUAAAUGCACUGUGGAUAAAUAAGGUCUGGCCAUGGAGCUUACUGUGUCACUGUCUCAUGUUAUUAAAUCAGGGGCAUUUUGUUUGCUUUGGUCUGUAUAAACGUUGUCCACGCUGUGCAUUACCAGAAAGAAUUAAUUAUCCAGGCUAAUAUCACUGAUGUGUGUACAGAGAGAUGCAUCAAUACCAAUCAGUCACUGCCAACACAGAUUGCAUUUUAUAGAUUUUACCAUUUGGCUGAGACCAAGUCCUGACAAGAUUUGCUCUUUUUGUGGGUUUGGGAUUGCACGACACAAAUGACCGUCUGAAUAUGAUGCUUUCACCAUGUUCCACUACAUGUGACUCUUUGGUUUAAGUUUACAAAAAAACUGUGCGACCUGUGAGAUACCAGUUCUCAGUUUUAACCUGGUGUCUCCCACACUGCUGUUUUUAUUGGUGAAGAAAAUGAAGGGCUUCUGGUCUGAUUAGAUUUUCACCUCAGUACAUAAUAUUUUGCAUCAGAACUCACUGAUAUAUAGAUGUGUAAUGUUUCAUAUUGAAUGUCUUCCUAUUACUGUUCUAUGUUGUGUGUAUUUUAAAGCAUUUUAAAAGCAGAAUUUAGCAAUGUGAAGGUUUGUUAUCUGAUUGUCCUGUGAAGUUUGAAGAAAAAAAGAAUUACUAAAGGUAUAAUAAAGUACACGUACUAUUAAAUUUAAUAAUCAAAUCUUUCUAGAAGACUAUUUAAAAUAAGGCUGCUUAUUAAAUUGGUAAUACCACUAACUGUAAUAAUUUAUCUCAAAAUUUAAAGUUUUAUAUAUCAGUAAGAUAUUGCUGAAUUCCUCCUGAAAUAAGUAAAUGUGAGCUGUGUAUCGCAAUAAAAGUAAUAUAUUGAAUAUCCCAUGUGCACAACUAUAGGUCUGAAGUAUGAGUUUGCUUAGAGAUAUGAAGCAAAGCUGGAAGAAUGCAAGUGCUUGUUUGUUAUGAAAUAAUGUAAUUACAGAUGGAUGAAAACAUGUGGACUCUAGACAAUGACAAAGGGACCUUACUUGGCAUGAUAGGUAACAUGAGAUGCACUUUGGUGCUUGAUAACUUUUAUGAUGAGCGACUUAUGAUUGUAGCAGACUCAGUCAAAGCAAGUCUAAUGCACUUUGAGUUAGAGCAAGGAAAGGGGUAAGGUGGCAAGUUACUAUAUACUAUAUAUGAAAGCUUCUCCUGUGAACAGCUACUAAUCAACAUGUUUUCCAUUCUUUGUCUUAUUUUACUGCUCUUUUCUCUCACAGUGGAAAGUCUAAAUCACUUCUGUCUUAUUUAUAACCAUUGUAUGGCACUGAAUUUAUUGAUUUUGGUUUGGUUUGGUGUGUAACCUCUUUUGUGUUGUAACAUCUGCAGUCAUCUGACUAUGUUAAUGUGUACUGUGUGUUGUCUAUUGUUUUUCUCUUUUUGCAGUCAGUGUUAAUCAUGUUUGCGUGUACAGCUGUAACAUACCUUUAUUUUUAUGUGUAGGUUUUAGUGUUACCCAUAUUUUAUUAAAACAAUGGUUAAUAAAGGCAUUUGUGAUGUAAAGAUAA
Messenger RNA from Micropterus salmoides (largemouth bass), 4920 nucleotides. RefSeq names its product protein phosphatase 1 regulatory subunit 3E. Gene Ontology annotation, biological process: regulation of glycogen biosynthetic process. Bases 309 to 1232 code for a protein of 307 amino acids. Gene Ontology annotation, cellular component: protein phosphatase type 1 complex. Gene Ontology annotation, molecular function: glycogen binding; protein phosphatase 1 binding. The record is from RefSeq and is a predicted model, not a curated record. NCBI's taxonomy places the organism in Eukaryota, Metazoa, Chordata, Actinopteri, Centrarchiformes, Centrarchidae. The transcript has a single exon.